Penicillium lagena is the source of this 1677-nucleotide messenger RNA. Its product is annotated as bZIP transcription factor. Gene Ontology annotation, molecular function: DNA-binding transcription factor activity, RNA polymerase II-specific. The transcript has 5 exons. Gene Ontology annotation, biological process: positive regulation of transcription by RNA polymerase II. The record is from RefSeq and is a predicted model, not a curated record. NCBI's taxonomy places the organism in Eukaryota, Fungi, Ascomycota, Eurotiomycetes, Eurotiales, Aspergillaceae. The coding region runs from base 1 to 1677 and encodes 558 amino acids.
AUGGAAUCCCUCACCCCCGAACUCGACUCCCUGCCAUCCACCCCGGCUCCCCAAAUGCCCUUGACGGUGUCCCCAGCAGAUACCUCGCUGAGCUCGCCGGAGCCCAAGGUGGAGCCGCUGGAUGACGAGGACGACGAGGCGGAGAAGAAGCCGACGAAGAAGAGAAAGUCCUGGGGCCAGGAGCUCCCAGUCCCCAAAACCAACUUACCCCCAAGAAAACGGGCCAAGACGGAAGAUGAAAAGGAGCAGCGCCGGAUCGAGCGGGUUCUGCGGAACCGCGCCGCCGCGCAGACCUCCCGGGAGCGCAAGAGGCUCGAGAUGGAGAAGCUCGAGACCGAGAAGAUCCAGAUGGAGCAACAGAACCAGUUCCUGCUCCAGCGGCUCUCGCAGAUGGAGGCCGAGAACAACCGCCUGAGCCAACAGGUGGCCCAGCUCUCCGCCGAGGUCCGCGGAUCUCGCAGCGCCACACCCACCAAGGCCGGCUCCCCCGUGGCGGACUCGCCCACCCUCACGCCGACCCUGUUCAAGCAGGAAGGCGACGACCUCCCCAUGGAGCGCAUUCCGUUCCCCACUCCCUCCACCACCGACUACUCCCCGACCCUCAAGCCCUCCACUCUGGCUGAGGCCUCCGACGUGACACAACAUCCUGCUGCGGUGUUGUGCGACCUGCCGUCUCCUCUUUCUGACGAUGACUUCCGUCGCCUGUUCAACGGUGAUUCACCCGCUGAGCCACAUUCUUCAUUCCCUGAAGACGGGCUCGCCUUUGAUGUUCUCGACGGAGGAGAUCUAUCAGCAUUUCCCUUUGAUUCUAUGGUUGAUUUCGACCCCGAGUCUGUCGCCCUCGAAGGCGUCGAGCCGGCCGGUCUUUCGGAUGAAACUACUCACCAGACUGCUCGCAUGCAGCCCAGCCUUGGCGCGUCCACUUCGCGAUGCGACGGGCAGAGCAUUGCAGCGAGCGAGGCAGACAACAACAAGAAGAAAAACAUCGGGUCGGCGACGCAGUUACGGAAAGAUGACUCGGAGUACACGGAGUUCCUGGCGUUCCCGUUCGAGCGAGACGUCGGCGUCUUGGCUCACGGGCAAGCCGUUUUACACUCCAAUCGGCUGAAGAAGGAGGCCGUCCGCGCAGAGGCGACCUUCAAAGCUGAGAAGGCCAAGGCCGACAAGGCCAUGAAGAAUCGCGAGUUCCAGAUCGCCCGCAUCCAUGCCGCCUCCGCCGUGCGGGAAAAGCGACGCCAAGUCACCCUCAAAUCUGAAGCCGCCCGUGCCGAUGUGAUCAUCAACGAACUUAAAGCCGCCCAGAGCACGCGGGACACCUCGCGGACGCUCGCUCUGGCCUCGCGGGGCCUCGACGCGGCCUCUAAGAGUGUUAACUUGGAGCACCUGGUGGCGCACGCCAACAACUUCCUAGCACGGUCGGAAGACUUCAAGAUCGCCAGCAGCGCGAUCGAGGAUGUGGCUCAGGGUGUGUCGAUGCAGGAAUAUGGGGCAGAGGGCGAGACCGAGGUGGAUCGGCUCAUGGAACAGUUGGCGGAUGAUGCAGGCUUGGAUAUGCGCAUGGUUCUGGAGGAGGAUAAUGUACCCAAAGAGCAGCCAGCCAAGGAACCGGAGGCGAAGAACGCCGAGGUCGAAGAUGGACUGGAUGUGAGACUGCGUGCAUUACGGGCCGGCGACUGA